AUGGAAUCCUGCCAUAAGAAGAAGCUAUUUAAUCCUACGUCGUCCAUUCACAUCCACGAACGGAGUAAUCAAAGAAGCUUGGAUCAUCAUAGUCAUAGUAAUCAUCGUGUUCAUGAACGUAUUCGUUCAAAUAGUGCUAGUAGUUAUUCAGCUCGUGAUGAUCACGAAUGUGAUGAUGCCUCCAUGUCAAAUGACGCGUCCAUGUCAUCCUCAUCAUCCUGUUCUUCGUUUGAAAUGGAUAAUAUCCAAUCUCCGUCUCAGAAUCAGAAAUUCAAGUCCAAUCCUUCGCGUCACGAGACAAGUUCAUGUAAUGAGUAUACACGACAAUUACCAUAUCAUCCAACAGGAAUAGGACCAGGAUUAGGUGGAUCGUGUUCUCCAUUACGUACAAGAAACUUUUCAUUUGAUGUGGUAGCGUCGUCGUCGUCGUCUUUAUUUCCUGACUCACUCCCGCUUGUAUCGAGAUUACGUAAUCCACAAAUGUGGCUAUUGGUUCAAUUUGCUCCUGCCAUGUCCAAGCGAAUACUGGAAAGUCUUGAUUCUAGUAUUGAGAUGGAAGAUGAAGAAAGUUUUCAUCCAGAUAUCGACGAGAUCAAUGAAGGAUUUCAUCCGAUGGCGACUCAUCAAGAACAAGAACAAGAGCAAUUGAAGAAUCGAUCAAGGAAUCGACGUGUGCCAUGGGCAUCGUCUUGUGCUUGGAUCGCAUUACCAGAAGGUGUACGUUUAACAUGUGCAAGAAAUGAAGUGACGGGGGUGCAAUUGAGGUUGAAAUCCAAUGUCGCAUUUCUAUUAACAACCGAUACAAGCAAUUGGAUGCUACCACUUGGUCAUGGUCCAAGAGCUCGUGUAGCCAUUGAUACACGAUUCAUUCCACCACAUUUGCUGAAAAUUGAAGUCUAUGUCGUUGGAUGUGUGGAAGAUGAAAAUUCUAAUCUUGUCAUGGAAACAUUGCAACGUACGGGUGUGAGUAACAAAGCAGCCAAGGAACAUGCAGUAUAUUUACGAAUACGUGUUGGAGAAAAGCUUGAACCUGGAGUCUAUGAAUUGCCGUUGCGUGUAUUCACACAAGAUGCGGGUUUUUGUGAUGAAUACUUGACAUGGUCAAGCAGCUUUGCAGUGAGUGUUGUGGACGUGCAACUCCCAACGCCAAGGAAUUGGCACUUUCGACUAGAUCUGUGGCAGCACUGGACGGCCCUGGCACGUGGACACCAUGUGUCGUUGUGGAGCAACCGGCAUUUUGAACUAAUUGAUCGAUACAUGGCUCUACUAUCGGAAAUGGGUCAAAAGUGCUUAUCUGUUGUUGCCACUGAAAUGCCAUGGGCAGGUCAACAAUGUUACAUGGAAGCGCAGAAUGCGUCAGCUUUGUUUGAACAUGCCAUCUUGGAAGUAUAUGAAGACCCUGCUCACGGCGUUCCGGUUUCGAUAGACUUUACACAUUUUGACCAGCUGCUGGUGCUAGGGGCUCGCCAUCAUCUGGACCAUGAGAUUGAAGUGUUUGGUCUUCUUUCAGUGUGGCGCGAUCCCGUUGCAGGGUUUGGUGCCCCAGCUGAGCUCACUACUCACCAUCUUCGACCACCUUCAACCGCGUCUGCUCCAGAUUCGGCUUCCGUAGCUGAUGUGCGUCAUCAAACUGCUUUGGGCGAUUCUGGAGUGACUACUCCGGCUGCUGGAACGCAAAAGCCUGAUGAGCUAGGCCAAGAGCACCGCCAAUCAUCAUUGCCACCGCCUUCUCUUUCAGCUGCCACUUCUCAAGAUCCGGUAUUUGUGAUCGAUGGGUGGCGCAUCCGGUGCCAGGACCGCACAACUCAGUGUGUCCGCUAUCUGCGACGCGUUUCUGAGAUUGAAACGUUUAUUGAGCAGUUCUAUGCACAUUGCGUAGCGUUAAAAAUUGCCGAUCGUGUACGGAUAUGUGCUGAUGAACCUCGCGAGGUAGCAGUAUUUCACGAGCAACUGCGCUUUAUACAGCGUUUGGCUCCCACUUUCCGUGUCAAGCUGGCCGUGAACCACUCGGAGUUUUUCACUCCUACUUAUGCUCCACCUCAGGUAGCGGAUUAUGUGCCACUCCUGCCUCUUGUUUGUGCUGAUCUAGACGUAACGCGUCGGUUGGCCAACGAUGCUCGUGCCCGUGGAGGGCACGUCUGCUGGUAUGUUUGCUGUGGCCCAGCUUUUCCAAACCAGUUUGUGUCAUCACCACUUGUCGAAGGCGAGCUCGUUGGAUACCUCACAUUUUUCUUCGAGCUUGAUGGUUUUCUGCGUUGGAAUUACUGUCUAUGGCCUGAUCGGCCAUGGGAUGAUCUUCGGUGGCGUGCUUCAAUGUGGAAAGUGGGUGACAUGUACUUUGUGCUUCCUGGACAAGACGGUUGGCCUGUGGAGACGCUCCGUUUGGAGUCCUUGCGUUUUGCGGGUCAAGCAUUUGAAUUGUUACGUCUUGCACAGGAAACGUUACCUCCAGCGCAGAUGCAGCAGCUCCAGCGCACCAUAACGGAACAGAUUUUACGGUCCAAUGACUUGGAAGAGUUUGGUCGAAAUGCCCAUUGUGCCCGUGAAGAUUUAUAUUCCGUUGAUCCACUCGACUAUCAGCGUGCCAAGACAAUUAUCUUGAAUACACUUGCAGCAGCUGGAGCAGUCAAAGACAGUGGAGUAUGA
Messenger RNA from Peronospora belbahrii, 2646 nucleotides. The record is from the annotation of a GenBank genome assembly. Lineage: Eukaryota; Oomycota; Peronosporomycetes; Peronosporales; Peronosporaceae.